UCUCCCCGUGCGGGGUCGUCCAUUCCCACGCUUCUGCAACUACUACCUUUGGCAUCAGAGAAUGUGCCUAUUCUUCCUCUCUCUCUCUUUCUCUCUCCUUCUCUCUAGCCCUUUUUUUAGCGAAAGAAUGGCGAUGAGUCCCCAUCUUUUUCUGGAGUGCUAUCAUUAACGAACGCGCAUUCUCACCAAAGGCACAACCACCCUCACACACCUAGAAAAAACGGCUUUUCACCAACCCACCGCCACAAGAUUCCCUUCCUUCCUUCCUUCUCCUUUCUUGCUCCCCUGCCUCGUCUCUGAAUUCUGCCCCUGAAGUGAGUCGCGACAAUAGCCUCAAUCAAGCUAAAUCUGCCUAAGUUUGUUAGAGUGGAGUGCUGCGGAAAGCUCCUGGUCAGAGUUUGUGGUCACCACACCAAGUGUAUCCAGUGUUUUUACUAUCACCUGCUGUUUGCUGCCUUUCUCACUAGAUCGGCAGUUGGAUAUACUGUCUUCUGAGGAUGGACGGGGAAACGCACGCUGAGGUAAUGAUCCCGCAGAAAGUCGAAUCUCUAUGUGCUCAGCUGAGAAGAAACUCUACGGGAAUAAUGGCUGCACCAAAUCUUCAACCACCGAUUCUUUCACGUUAUCUAAGAGCCUCGAUGGGAUCCUGCCAUGAUAUGUGCAAAUAUGGGAGGAAACAUAAUUCUGAAGCAACGACUAAUUACCUGAGGUCAAGAAGAAAAGCCGCCAUUUCUCAGGAUCUCCAUAACCGGGAUAAGACCAGUGCUCAGUUGGAGGGGAAUGAGAAAUCAUUAGCCAAUGUUGACAAAUAUCCUGACUCCGUCAUUGUGAAGAAAGAUGAUUCCUGGUCAACUCCAGAUAGAGAUGUCAUUGUGAAGAAGGCUGCCAUUUCUGGGGAUCGCUAUGACCAGGAUAAGACCAGUGCUUUUCUGGAGGAAAAGGAGAAAUCAUUAGUCAAUGUUGACGAAUCUCCUAAGUCCGUCAUUGUGAAGAGAGAUGAUUCCUUGUCAACUCAAGACAGAUAUGUAAUUGUGAAGAAGACUGCGAUUUCUGCUGAUCUCUAUGACCAGGAUAAGACCAGUGCUCUGUUGGAAGGAAAGGAGAAAUCAUUAGUAACUGUUGAUGAAUCUUCUAGGUCCGUCAUUGUGAAGAGAGAUGAUUCUUUGUCAACUCUAGACAGAGAUGUCUCCUUUCAACAGCCAGAGGAUCCAGAUGUCACCGGAGAUUUUGCUGCCGGCCUGAAGGAAAACUCUGUCCAUCCAAGUCCAUCUACUCAUGCUAAAGAGGGAACAGGUGAUAAAGUACCCAAUGAAACUGGAGGGGCACUUUCAGUGGCCGCUCCCAAGAGUUCAAGCAGCAGAAAAAACCAGAAAAUCAGAAGCACUAAAGCAACAAGGGUCUCUGUGAAUGAGAAGGAAAAGAUCUUGCCAAGUACGGCAUCCAUUGCUCCCGAGCGUUCUAGCAGAAGAGGCUCAAACAGGGAAACGAGAAACUAUAAGCACAGCAAAUUAGCAUCCAAUCAGAAAGACUGCAGUAUCAGUAAUGCUAAGCCUAAGGUUUCCAAUUGCGAGGAUAAGACUGAAAAGACUUCUGAUUUUGCAGUGGCAGAUGUUGGAAAUAAAAUGGCAGGAACUACUGAGAAUAGCGUCCAUACUUUGGAUGAGAGUCCUAAUGCAGAGAAAGAAAGAAGAUCAAAUGAAAAGAUUGCCCCUCAACUUCGACCAUCAUCAGGGAAGAAUAAAUUAAGACGCUCAGUAAAUGCAUGUGGUUUGGCCAAAUUACCUCCAUCCUCUGAUAUGAAAAACACGAGAAGAAUUGGAAGACAGGUUAAUCAAUCGCCUUCAUCUUCAUCCUUGCGCUUAACACCAUCUCCAUCGACAUCAAAGUCUACCAAUGGUGAUACUCCAUCUGAGCAUGAGGCAGCAGAAAAGGGGAAUCCAGAGGCUCGUUCAAACACAAAUAGGCCCAAGAGGGUUAACACAGGUAGCUCUGAAGUCAAAAAUUGCCAGCCUCAAAAUCUACCCUUCAGGAGAGGGAAGGUGGUAGAACCUCGACUUGAGAACGUCGUUCCUCCGAGGAAACUCAGGUUUCGACGACCAAGACUACUUGGCGAGUGCCAAAUUGGUAAGGGUGAUGCAGGAAGAAGAAUCUUUAGGAGAAAAGACAUUGAUUCUCUGGAGUUGAAGAGUAUUAAAUCUGAGAAAAUCGUCUUGAAGCACCGACAUGUGGAGAAGAGAGAAAACGCGCAAAGUUUGUUUAAUAAUGUGAUUGAAGAAACAGCUAGUAAGCUUGUUGAGACAAGGAAGAGUAAGGUCAAAGCGUUGGUUGGUGCUUUUGAAACUGUGAUCUCCCUUCAAGAUACUAAACCAAAGGCCACAGUCACUGCCUGUUGAACUGUUCUGGUUCUGUUUAGGUUUUAGUUCCAUGGUUUUAUUGUACAUAAGGAUAUCUAAAGAUAACUUCUGUUGUUCUUGUGGCAUGCGAACUAUAUCUCAAGACUGGCUAAUUGAGCUGAGAAAGUGUCUGGUGUGAAUUCUAUAGUUUUGACACCUAUUGUUGAUCAGGUUGUUGUGUGUAUAGAAAGAAUGCAACUUGAUUGGAUUGUGGAUUUAA
This is a messenger RNA of Syzygium oleosum, 2613 nucleotides long. RefSeq lists its product as uncharacterized. Bases 498 to 2393 code for a protein of 631 amino acids. NCBI's taxonomy places the organism in Eukaryota, Viridiplantae, Streptophyta, Magnoliopsida, Myrtales, Myrtaceae. Gene Ontology annotation, molecular function: calmodulin binding. The record is from RefSeq and is a predicted model, not a curated record. The transcript has 3 exons.